UCAGACCAGGACCCCGCCCACUGAGACCCCGCCCACUUCUGCAGUGAGCGCCGCUCAGCCGUCGAUUCUGGCUCAGCGCGACGCCUCAACAGCGAACCAUGCACGAGGAGGCAUUGCUGCUGCAGUUCAACUCCCUGCACUUCUGGAAGCUGCCGCUCCCGGAGAUCGGCUCCGACGACCUCCAGACAAUCGGCGACCCCCACCAAGGGACCAGCCCCCCCCCAUCUCCCCCUCCUCCCGUGCCCCCAGGCCGUGCCCCCCACCCCGGCGUGGCCCCCGCCGAGUCGACUCCGCGGAUCGCCGCGUCCGCCCCCCACGACUUCGGCACGGCCACCUACUGGCGGCGACCGCUGCCCACGCUCGACCCGGCCGAGAUGGAUCGGCUGAUGGCGGGAAGGGGGCCCGGGGAGGCUCGCGGCGGGGGGCGGGGCUGAGGAGGGAGGGAGGGAGGGGUCAGGGGGUCGCGAUCACGUGAUCGUGUCACGUGAUCGCGUCACGUGAUCGCGUCACGUGAUCACAACGCGCAGCGUUAGAAGGAGAACAGCGGACAGAACAGGGUGGGUCCAGAUGUCUUGUGCCCUCCCCCCCCCCGCCAGAGUAUUUAUUUAUUUAUUUAACGUAAUUUUUCGGUAAAUAUCUCCCUUGUUUUUUCACGGUGGCUAGGAGAUGUUAACUACCUCGCCUGGUACACAGGAGGUCGUGGGUUCCAUCCCGGACCCUGACGAUGCCUGAGUGAGUGGGUGAGAUGUUAACUACCUCGCCUGGUACCCAGGA
Molecule: messenger RNA, 774 nt
Organism: Petromyzon marinus (sea lamprey)
Lineage: Eukaryota; Metazoa; Chordata; Hyperoartia; Petromyzontiformes; Petromyzontidae
Source: RefSeq, a predicted model, not a curated record